GCGACAGCGGCUGCGGGCGCGUCCCGGCGGGGCUGCCCCCCUGCCCCGUCCCGUCCGCGCCGGGUCCGGGAGCAGCAUGGAGACUAUGCUGCUGGAGCACUUCCCCGGGGGGCUGGACUCCUUCUCCUCGCCCCCCUACUUCGACGAGGAGGACUUUUUCUCCGAGCCGCCUCCGCGGGACGUGCUGGCCGCGGACGGGCUGCUGGAGCCGGACGUGGAUUUCCUCAGCCGGCAGCUGCAGGAGUACUACCGCGACGGCGGCGACCCCGAGGGCGGCUACCGCUGCCCGGCGCCGACCGCCGCCUUCCCGCCGUCUCCCGCCUCGCCCGGCUUUGCCUACGAAUGCUGCGGGGCGGCGGCCGCGGUACUGUCCCCCGGGGGGCGGCUCCAGGCGCUGGGCUCGGCCAAGCGGCGGCGGCGGGUGCGCUCCGAGGCGGAGCUGCAGCAGCUCCGUCAGGCCGCCAACGUGCGGGAGCGGCGGCGGAUGCAGUCCAUCAACGACGCCUUCGAGGGGCUGCGCUCGCACAUCCCCACUUUGCCCUACGAGAAGCGCCUCUCCAAGGUGGACACGCUGCGCCUGGCCAUCGGCUACAUCAACUUCCUCAGCGAACUGGUGCAGUCCGACCUGCCGCUGCGCAGCGCCAGCAGCGAGAGCCCCAGCCAGCCCAAGAAAAUCAUCAUCUGCCACCGCGGCACAAGAUCUCCCUCUCCGAGCGACCCCGACUACGGACUCCCCCCUCUGGCCGGUCACUCGCUGUCGUGGACUGAUGAAAAGCAGCUCAAGGAACAAAACAUCAUCCGGACAGCCAAAGUGUGGACCCCCGAGGACCCGCGGAAGGUGAACAACAAACCCUCCGUCAACGACAUAGAGAACGAGCCCCCCUUCGACUACGUGGCGUGAGGCGCCGCGCGGGUGGUCCCCGCCCCCGCCCGCUCUGUACAUGCUGUAUGUAGAGACCUAUAUUGUAAAUGUAAUUUAAGAUUCAGA
Molecule: messenger RNA, 988 nt
Organism: Vidua chalybeata
Lineage: Eukaryota; Metazoa; Chordata; Aves; Passeriformes; Viduidae
Gene: PTF1A
Product: pancreas associated transcription factor 1a
Exons: 2
Coding region: 77-901 (274 amino acids)
Biological process (GO): regulation of transcription by RNA polymerase II; developmental process
Molecular function (GO): RNA polymerase II transcription regulatory region sequence-specific DNA binding; protein dimerization activity; DNA-binding transcription factor activity, RNA polymerase II-specific
Source: RefSeq, a predicted model, not a curated record